AUGGACUUUGACCUUGAAAAUCCAUUGCCAUUUAGCCAUGAUGAAGACACAAUUUCACCUCUUUUCAACAUUGAAACUCAUCAUAUGCCUUCAAAAACUUACCUUCAAAUUCUCAUAAACUCGGAUUUUCUCAUCAACAUUCGUGAAUCAACCAUUUCUAUAAUCUUACAUAUUUCUCAACCCUUUGAUAGUCCUUUUCUUUCAUAUCUUGCGAUUAAUUAUCUCGAUCGAUUCCUAUCCUUCCAUUCGCUACCGGAUGUGAAGCCGUGGAUCUUGAAGCUAAUUGCAGUUUCUUGUGUUUCGUUAGCAUUUAAAAUGAAGAAAACAGAGUACUCUGUUACUGACAUUCAGCAAGAUGGUGGUACGAUAUUUGAUAUCGAGACGAUAAAGCGAAUGGAGCUUUUGAUUCUUGGAGGCCUAAAAUGGAGAAUGCGUUCAAUUACUGCAUUUGCUUUUAUUAAUUUCUUCGUAUCGUUGUUUAAAUUCAAAGAUCUACCCUUACAACAAGCUCUCAAAGCUAGAGCUACUGAGAUUUUAUUCACAAGUCAAAAUGAGAUCAAGAUUUUGCAGUUCAAGCCAUCAAUAAUCUCAGCUUCAGCUCUUCUAUCUGCUUCUCAUGAGCUUUUCCCUUUACAAUUCUCAUGCUAUAAAACAACAAUCUUAAACUGUUCAUAUGUACAAAAGGAUGAUUUGUUAAGUUGCUAUGAUGUAAUGCAAGAAAUAGCGAAAAAAGAAUACGAAUCAAUAUUAGAAAUGGUAUCAAGCACAAGCACACCAGUCAACGUGCUUGACGUGCAGAUGAGUUGGAGUUCAGAUAACGAGCCAAUUGAAGAAGAUACUUCAGUUAAUGCAAUUAGCAGCAACAGGGGCAGGGAAGACAACUUGACGAAACGUCGAAAGAUUAUUACUACUAUUAUUGAUGACAACACUUAA
Messenger RNA from Solanum verrucosum, 933 nucleotides. Its product is annotated as putative cyclin-D6-1. The transcript is spliced from 5 exons. Gene Ontology annotation, cellular component: cyclin-dependent protein kinase holoenzyme complex; nucleus; cytoplasm. Gene Ontology annotation, biological process: regulation of cyclin-dependent protein serine/threonine kinase activity; mitotic cell cycle phase transition. Gene Ontology annotation, molecular function: cyclin-dependent protein serine/threonine kinase regulator activity. The record is from RefSeq and is a predicted model, not a curated record. Bases 1 to 933 code for a protein of 310 amino acids. Lineage: Eukaryota; Viridiplantae; Streptophyta; Magnoliopsida; Solanales; Solanaceae.